AUGUUCCCCGGCAAGAUCGGUGCCUUCGGUGCUCUUGAAGAUCAUUGUGUUGAGCAGAGCGGCGGAAACCAUCGUCACCGUUUGAAACGCCCACAUACGAAAUCACGUCGGGGAUGUUUUAAUUGCAAGUUACGGAAGGUGAAGCCUGCCAAGUGUCAGGAAACAAAACCAGCGUGUGAAAAUUGCCUCUCGAGAGACAUGGAUUGUAUUUACCCUCCGAAGGGAUAUAAAAUGCCCCCAGAGCUAUCGACAAAGAACUCAAGUCUCACGUCGACCUGGCAACUAUCUGCAGACCGAAUCGCGGGCGAUGAGCUGCGGGUGUUCCAUCACUUUCUACUUGUUGCACGGCCGCAUCUACCGUAUGGAAGUGAGGGAGCGUGGACUAGCUUGGUGCCGGCGUACGCUCAUGAGUGUCCGCAUUUGAUGCACGCGAUUCUCUCCCUCGGCGCAACCCACUAUGCUCUCGCGACGCCCACCGGAUCUCACUAUACACCCAUGGCUAUUUCGCAUCGAGGGAAAGCCCUCCGGCACCUAGCGAGCGCUCUGGCACACGUUGACAACUGCACAGAUACAGUUCUCGACGGGAUCCUAGCAACUUGCUACACUCUUGUCUUCCAGGCAUAUUACAUGAAUGACGGCCUUAUCGAUUUCGCAGUGAUGGUGCGCGGCUGUGGGAUGGUGACGAAACACAUCCAGUCGAGAUUUCAAGGCAGCAAAAUGUUCCUCCUGCAGACGCCAGAACAAGUUAGUGAAAUGGUGGCACCCUGGUUGCCGGCGGAGGCACAUCCAAAUCAAACAGUUCUCGGGCCCUGUAUCGAGGACAUUGACCAGCUACACCCUUUGCUGCACAGCAGAAGCACUCGGGAGUUCUUUAGCGCCCUCCGGAACAUCUACGUGGCUCUACAGCUCUCCGUUCGCAAUGCCUUCCUCUGCCUGACUGAAGUGUAUACUGUUUGGCAUACAAUGGAGAACCACGGGUUUAUGGAGUUCAUCUCAAGCACGAACCACGUCUCCCGGGCGCUGUUCCUGCAUUAUCUUGCGAUAGAUACGCUGAUGCGACCGUUCUUGGUCAGAGUCCGGGAACGGCAACCCCCCACUCUGCCUUUCGGUGUUGACGUCGUGGACCAGUGGGCACAUGCUAUCUAUAGCAGUCUACCCGCCACCAUCCAAGUCUUGGUGAAACAUGAAAUUGACCUUAUCAGCCACGAGAAAAGCAGCGUAUGCUUUAAUAUUAGAGCUGGGCUCCUAAUAGAGGAGCAUCUCGACGGCUGUCAAGACAACCCGCAAUGA
This is a messenger RNA of Penicillium canariense, 1290 nucleotides long. RefSeq names its product Zn(II)2Cys6 transcription factor domain-containing protein. The coding region runs from base 1 to 1290 and encodes 429 amino acids. NCBI's taxonomy places the organism in Eukaryota, Fungi, Ascomycota, Eurotiomycetes, Eurotiales, Aspergillaceae. Gene Ontology annotation, biological process: regulation of transcription by RNA polymerase II. The record is from RefSeq and is a predicted model, not a curated record. The transcript is spliced from 3 exons. Gene Ontology annotation, molecular function: zinc ion binding; DNA-binding transcription activator activity, RNA polymerase II-specific.